Ipomoea nil (Japanese morning glory) is the source of this 3417-nucleotide messenger RNA. RefSeq lists its product as uncharacterized. Lineage: Eukaryota; Viridiplantae; Streptophyta; Magnoliopsida; Solanales; Convolvulaceae. The transcript has 5 exons. The record is from RefSeq and is a predicted model, not a curated record. Gene Ontology annotation, molecular function: RNA-DNA hybrid ribonuclease activity; nucleic acid binding. The coding region runs from base 1 to 3417 and encodes 1138 amino acids.
AUGAUUUUUAUUGCUUGGAACUGCAGGGGUGUGAAAAGUGGUGGUACUAGGCGGCAUGCUAGAGAGCUCCUGAAAAGGCCAGAUGUUAGUGCUCUUUGUUAUUUGGAGACAAAGUCCAAAGUGGCGGACUGCUUACUUAGAAUGGCUGACAAGCUUGGUUUUGGUUCAUCCUUUAUGGUGGACCCUCUUGGUUUUGCGGGUGGCUUACUUUUAAUUUGGAACAAAGACCGUGUCCCGCUGUCGUGGGGUGUUGGGGAGAUCAUUCCUAGUUCUGUUGACAGAUUUCUGGAGGGGAUGAAUGACUGUAGGCUCAUGGACCUUGAGGGCAAAGGGCAUAUCUUGCCUUGUACACGUUCAGACCAUCAUCCUAUUCAGUUCUUGAGUGAGGCGGCCACACCCCCUCCCAGAAAUGAGAGACCUUUCAGGUUUGAGGCGGCGUGGCUUUUGAGAGAUGAUUACUGGGACACAUGGAAACAAGCCUGGGAUCCUUUAGGGGAUAACAUUUCCGGAGCCAUUGACCGGGUGGGUAAGUUGUCCAAAGAUUGGAAUCUCAAAACUUUCGGGAACAUCUUUCACAGGAAGAAAAUGAUUCUUGCUAGGAUCGCGGGGAUACAAGCCUCGCCCAAUUAUGGAUCGAACAGGACCCUGAUGAACCUCGAAAUUAGGCUCGUGGAUGAGCUCAAUAAUAUUCUUAAACAAGAAGAGGUGUUCUGGUAUCAAAAAUCACGGAAAGAUUGGAUCCAGGAUGGCGACAAGAACACCACGUUCUAUCACAAGGCGACGUUGAUUAGAAGAAACCGUUCGAGAAUCACCAUGCUUAAAAUCGACGGUGAGUGGAUUUCCAACCCCCAAAUUAUUAAGGACCAUAUUGCUAACUACUUUAAAUGUCUUUUUGGCAGGGCUCUGGACGGUUCUAUUGAGACCCCCACACUUAUGUGUGGGCGCAGCAUGAGUAACAGACAAUCCCAAUACUUGAACCGCUAUGCCUCUCUGGAUGAGGUUCGCCACGCAGUUUUUGGCAUGAAACAGUUUGGGAGCCCGAGACCCGAUGGAAUCCAAGCAGCUUUCUACCAACAGUAUUGGGAUACCGUUGGUAUUCCUGUUACGGACUUCGUGAAUUCUUGUCUCUCUUCAGGUACCAUCCCAGUCGGGAUGCUGGAAGCUUACAUGACCCUGAUUCCCAAAAAGGACAACCCGGAGAAUGCGGGGGACUUUAGACCAAUCACCCUUCUGAAUGUGAUUUUCAAGAUCGUCUCUAAAGUCCUCGUCAACCGAUUCAGACCUAUUAUGAAGAAACUGGUAGGUCCCUUUCAAAACAGCUUUUUGCCAGGAAGAUCCACGAUGGAUAACAUUGUUUUGGCUCAAGAGGUGAUCCAUAAUCUCAAUAAAUCCAAGGGUAAAAAAGGUUUCAUGGUUCUCAAGCUUGACAUCCAUAAGGCCUACGACAGCCUCGAUUGGGGGUUCCUGGAAUCGGUCCUUACCAAUCUUAACCUUCCUGCUCGGUUGGUUUCUUUGAUCUUGUUCUCUCUCAAAGAGAGCACCAUCUCGGUCAACUGGAACGGAGGUAAGCUUCCUCCUUUUGGGGUGGGGAGAGGGGUCAGACAAGGUGACCCCUUGGCUCCCUAUUUGUUUAUUCUUGCUAUGGAGACCCUCUCUUGGGCUAUUCAGAAUGAAGUCAACAAAGGUCACUGGAUUCCUUAUAAGGUGGCCCGUGGGGGGACCAACAUCUCCCACCUUUUCUUCGCGGAUGACCUCAUUCUAUUUGGGGAAGCUUCUGAACAUCAACUCAAGAUCAUCUUAUCGGUAGUGGACAAAUUUACCCGCCAAUCAGGUUUGUCUAUCAGUCUGAAUAAAUCUAUUAUUUAUUGUUCCCCUAACACCAGUGACAGGUUGAAACGGCGUCUCGGAGAAAUUGCAGGGAUCCCGAUCUCCGACAACAUGGGAAAAUACUUGGGCAUUCCCAUUCACCAGAAGAGAGUUACAAACGGCACUUUUGAUUAUAUCCUUGAUCAAAUGAGGAAGAGGCUUUCAGGCUGGAAAAGUGACUCCCUUAGCCUUGCGGGGCGCAGGAUCCUGACGCAGUCGGCCCUAGCUACCAUUCCGAUUUAUACGAUGCAAGCCCUAUCUCUCCCGAAAGUCCCUGGGCACGCUUCAUGGGCAUGGAAAAGCAUCAUUAAAGGGAGAAAAAUUGUCGUCUCCAACGCAGCUUGGAAAGUUGGGAACGGCAACUCGAUCAACAUGUGGACAGACUGGUCUUGGGAUGUACCUAAACUUCAGGAAAUUCUCCCAGAGACUCUGAUCAACACCAUUCGAGCGGUUCCAAUUCCUUUUGAUGGCACGACCAAAGACGCUAUUGGAUGGGCAGGAAGCGAUUCAGGUAAAUUCUCUACGAAAUCUGCUUACUCUUGUCUUGCAGGUACCGAUGAGAUCAAUAAGGAUUGGAUGUGGCUCUGGAAGCUAAAGUGCUGGGAAAAAAUCAAAGUGUUCAUAUGGCUUAUCCUUAAAGGCCGGUUGCUGACCAACGCGGAGCGAUUUAGGAGGCAUCUAGCGGACUCGGGUAGAUGUCCGUGCUGCGACCUGGAAGAGGAGUCGCUCAAGCAUCUGUUCUGGGAUUGCAGCGCCAUUCAGACGACUUGGCACCUUACCGACACACCAACCUGCUUCGGGUUCCCGGUGCACUGGUCGAUCGAACACUGGAUCGAAACAAACUGCUCUAUUAAACAGGAUCACUCUUGGCCUUCCCGCUUUGCUUUCACUCUGUGGUCCAGAUGGAAGAACAGGAACGCUUGGACUUUCCAGAAUCAGAAAGUUACUCCUUUGGCUUCGGUCCUCUGGGUGAACGAUCGUGUGAAGGAGCUGGCUACUGUGACGACACCUGGAACGGUGAAACAUGCAAGCGCGGACUGGGUUCAGUGGUUUCCUCCGAGACAAGGGUGGUACAAGCUCAACACAGACGGAGACGUUAAAGGUAACUCGGGUCUUGCUUCGGCCGGCGGUUUAGUCCGGGAUGACAGGGGGACCUUGGUUUGGGGUUUCACUGCGAAGAUUGGGAUAACGGAUAGCUUCGCGGCAGAACUGUGGGGCCUAAGGGAGGGUCUACGGCUUUGCCUCAAGAGGGGGGUUCGUCAGGUUAUGGUCGAAAUGGACUCUAAAUCCAUUAUAGACCUGUUGCAUAAGGAUGCACAGUUGGAAGACACUGGGUGUACGUUACUCUUCGACUGCAUGGCGAUGAUCCCAAAGUUUGAGGGGAUUCGGUUCAAGCACAUCUUCAGGGAAGGCAAUACUUGCGCGGAUUUCUUGGCCAAUCUGGCACAAGGGAAAGACUGGGGAACGUGGGUUUUCACGGAAGCAAUGGAUGGCUUGGUCCCCCUCCUAGUUCGCGACAAGGGAGGGUUUUCCACUCGCAGAGUUAGAUAG